This is a messenger RNA of Cryptosporidium ubiquitum, 426 nucleotides long. RefSeq lists its product as uncharacterized. Gene Ontology annotation, molecular function: protein serine/threonine phosphatase inhibitor activity; protein phosphatase 1 binding. Bases 1 to 426 code for a protein of 141 amino acids. Gene Ontology annotation, cellular component: nucleus. The transcript has a single exon. Lineage: Eukaryota; Apicomplexa; Conoidasida; Eucoccidiorida; Cryptosporidiidae. The record is from RefSeq and is a predicted model, not a curated record.
AUGAGUCAAACUAUAUACAAAACUGACACAAAUACAUUAACUAUUUUAAAAGUGGAGAAUAAAUGUAAUAUUCAACAAAACACAGAAAAUGAAAGUAGACACAUAAGUGAAAAUUUGUUAGAUAGAAAGGAAUUAAGUGCAACUGAAUAUAAUGAAGAAAUUAAUAAAGAUUAUAAUAUUAAUCAGAAUAUUGACAAGACACACCGUAAAUCUACAAAUAAUGUAACAUGGGAUGAGUCUGCUAUAGAUAACGAGAUGAUGAAUAAAAAAAAGUCAAAAAAGUGUUGCAUUUUUCACAAGAAGAGGAAUUUUGGUGAAUCUUCCAGUAGUGAUAGUGAUACUGAUAGUGAUAGUGACGAUAAUGGAGAUGAUCAAGAUACCUACAACUGCAAAAAUAAAAGAAAUCAAUGUAGUUGUGAUACUUAA